AUGUUGCGUUCGUGUGUUGCCGUUCCAGAUGCGCUUCAUCCUUCAUCUCAUCGCACGGGUUUAGCUCAAAGGAUUUCUGGGUUUCGUAAAAAAAGGGAGGAAGAUCUAAGGAAAAAGAAAUGGAGUAAUCAAUAUGAGAACCCCGCUCAUCAAUCUGGAUAUGCUGCUAUUUGGGUAGCUCUAUUUAAAGAUAUGUUCGUUCUUUUAUUACAAGGGGAAAGAAAAUUUGUGAGUGUGAUUCUAGGAACUGAUUGCAAUUUGCUAGGGACUGGAAUGGAUACGCAGGAUACAUCUCCUUCAGUGUUGCUAUUCUUUGACAAGCAAAGAUUUAAAUUUAAUGCUGGAGAGGGAUUGCAACGGUUCUGCUCAGGGCAUAUCUGA
Messenger RNA from Prunus armeniaca (apricot), 381 nucleotides. The record is from the annotation of a GenBank genome assembly. Lineage: Eukaryota; Viridiplantae; Streptophyta; Magnoliopsida; Rosales; Rosaceae.